AUGUUCUGCCUGCCGGCAUUGCCGUCAUGUUUCGACGACAUGCCCCAGCGGCGCAAGAAGCGCAGCAGGAAGGGCUCGAAGAACGAGGCAGUGGCCCAGGCAGUCCCGGCGAACGAGGGUGUGCUGUCACCCCCACGUGCUGAGCCGAUGCUCGCGCAGCCGGAGCUUGUGUACUUCUACCAUUACCCGGGGUGGAGGACCCCUGUUUACUACGGCCCGCCAGCGAGUGCAUGGGCCAUACCAACCUCCUCGUUGACGCCAGUGCUCCCGGCGGCAGUGCCGGUUCAAAACGUGUUCGCAGCACCCGUGAGAUCUCCGCCGCUCAACGUAAGCUGCGACAAGUGCGACGGAGCACAUGCAACCGAGCACUGCCCUCACUUCCGCAAGCCCAGAGAGAAGCACCCGGAUGCCUGGCGUUUCAAGGGCAAAAGCCACCUCGUGGCCUCCCACAAGCCAGAGGCGGCCAAGGUGGUGAGCCGGGCACGUGUGGUGCGACAUCCCGGGGACGGCUCCUGUCUCUACCACUCGGUGUCCUACGGGCUCGGUGACGGCAGCACGGCAAGCUCGCUUCGCAGGCAUGUGGCUGACAUCAUUUGCGCCUAUCCGAACAUGCCCAUCCUCAACACCACAUUGUCGGAGUGGAUCCGGAUGGAUGCAGACGUCGGCGUCCGCGCUUACGUCCAGGAUCUCCUUGCGGGAGCAUGGGGCGGUGGCAUCGAGUUGGCCGUCAUCGCCCAGACAAAGAAGGUCUGCAUCGAAGUUUAUGAGCCCGGCAAGGGCGGCUUCUCGCGCAUCGCUCGCUUCGGGUCAGCGGGCCGCGUGGUCCCGCUCUCUACCAGGGGCGGCAGCACUAUGACGCCCUAG
This is a messenger RNA of Symbiodinium natans, 864 nucleotides long. The record is from the annotation of a GenBank genome assembly. Lineage: Eukaryota; Dinophyceae; Suessiales; Symbiodiniaceae.